UAAUUUAUUUUUUUUAUAUUUUACCGUGGUCAUGUGUUUCCGGGAUCGGAAACCGGAAGUACGUCGUCGUGUUUUAAACUGCCGAACGUGUUUGUCGCGUCCCUCAUCACAAAGUUCAUAAAUGUGAUCGUCUCUGUCUGAGCUUCAUCAGCUGGUUGAUCAGAGAGCGAUGGCGGGUCCAGAGCUCCUGCUGGACUCCAGCAUCCGGAUGUGGGUGGUCCUGCCCAUCGUCUUCAUCACCUUCUUCGUCGGGAUCAUCCGUCACUACGUCACCCAGCUGCUGCACAGUGACAAGAAGGUCGACCUGGAGCAGGUUUCUGACAGUCAGGUGCUCCUGCGCAGCAGAAUCCUCAGGGAGAAUGGAAAGUAUAUCCCCCGACAGUCUUUCGCCAUGAGGAAACAUUACUUCAAUGACGCAGAGACCGGCUUCUUCAAGAAGGUCAAGAGGAAGGUCGUCCCCAAGAACCCCAUGACAGACAGCAGCAUGCUGACUGACAUGAUGAAGGGGAACCUGACCAACGUGCUGCCCAUGAUCGUGAUUGGUGGAUGGAUCAACUGGGCCUUCUCUGGAUUCGUCAUAACCAAGGUGCCGUUCCCUCUGACUCUGAGGUUCAAACCCAUGUUACAAAGAGGAAUCGACCUGCUGUCACUGGACGCCUCCUGGGUGAGCUCGGCCUCCUGGUACUUCCUGAACGUUUUUGGGCUGAGGAGCAUGUACAGCCUGAUCCUGGGACAAGACAAUGCUGCUGACCAGUCACGCAUCAUGCAGGACCAGAUGACGGGCGCUGCCAUGGCGAUGCCCCCCGACCCCAACAAAGCCUUCAAGAGUGAGUGGGAAGCUCUGGAGGUGGUGGAACAUAAGUGGGCUCUGGAGAAUGUGGAGGACGAGCUAAUGUCCAGGGACCUGAACUUUGGGACGUUCUUCAGCCAGGACAUCAAGUCCACCAUGUUCUAGAGACCAGACCUGCUGGAUCUCCAGAGUCGGGUCUCUAAACGUGUGAGAACACCACGGUGGUUCCUGAACACAGAAUACACAAAUUCUAGACUUGGAUCAAUUUAGCUCCUCACUCCGACACUUUAGUCACGUACUGCCUUUUUCUGAGCCUCCAAAUUGUAACACUUCUGAAACGAUGUUGUGCCUUCAGAUGUUAGAUGUGUGGAUAAUUAAUUUAAUAACCAUUCAGCAUGUAAAAUGUUGCUUAUGAUCGUCAGUAAUAAUUUCUGCUCCGGACAGUGUUUUUAUUAGACAACAUAAAACAAUAAAUUUGUCUUAAAUAACCAUUUAUGAGCCUUUUUCUGGAGCUUUCUGAUUAACCUCGUCUUAAUUUGCAAUAGAAGUUCAGCUGCCAUUAGGAGUUUAUAUAUUAAUAAUUAGUUUAGUCAAUAAUGAAUAUUCAUGAGCAGUCUUUGUGUAUUCAGUGUUUUAGAACAUUUUAAAUCGUCUCCGUUCUGAAUCAGAAGAGUUGCAGCUCGGUGCAGCAGGUCCAAACAGACGAAUCCUCUCAGGACGAAGUUUCUCUUUGGAGCGACGCAGCGUUCAAAGACGACUGGGACGUUUGAAAGUUGUUUUCAGCUGCAGGAUGGACUCUCUGCAUGUACUUUUCUACCCUGUGCUCCUCCAGCCGAGGCUGUCCGAAGCCACUCGACAUAAUUUAAUAAAGGUGCCAUCACAACAACA
This is a messenger RNA of Centropristis striata (black sea bass), 1678 nucleotides long. RefSeq names its product ER membrane protein complex subunit 3-like. Gene Ontology annotation, cellular component: membrane; EMC complex. The coding region runs from base 170 to 955 and encodes 261 amino acids. Lineage: Eukaryota; Metazoa; Chordata; Actinopteri; Perciformes; Serranidae. The transcript is spliced from 9 exons. Gene Ontology annotation, biological process: protein folding in endoplasmic reticulum. The record is from RefSeq and is a predicted model, not a curated record.